GGCGGGAGGAUGCCUCGCGCCCUGCCUGGGCGCCAACGGCUGGAUCGGGUCCUGGGCAGCGCCGGGGCCGCCGGGGAGCCGAGCCCGUGCUGACCAGGGCCGGGGCCGGAUGGGCGCUGCGGGCCGGGGCGCGGACCGCCGAGCGGCCCUGUGUGGAACAACGGCGGCUCUUGUGUGCAUUUUCCAGUGUUUCUUUUGUCAGAGAAUCCAGCAGAGCCACAGCUCUGCCAGUGCCAGCCCCAGGCUGAGUGAGGAUUGCCCAGCAGAGAUGGUGAAGAUGACCAAAUCCAGAACUUUCCAAGCUUAUCUGCCCAGCUGCCACCGAACUUACAGCUGUAUCCACUGCAGAGCCCACCUGGCCAACCAUGAUGAGCUCAUCUCCAAGUCCUUUCAGGGAAGUCAGGGACGAGCCUACCUCUUCAAUUCCGUGGUGAAUGUGGGCUGCGGCCCUGCUGAGGAGAGGGUCCUACUAACUGGCCUGCAUGCAGUUGCAGACAUCUACUGCGAAAACUGCAAGACCACACUUGGGUGGAAAUAUGAACAUGCCUUUGAGAGCAGUCAGAAAUAUAAGGAAGGAAAAUUUAUUAUUGAGCUGGCCCACAUGAUCAAAGACAAUGGUUGGGAGUAAAGUGGAAACUUUCCAUUUCCUCUUGACUACUAUUUUGUGAAAGAGAUUGUGAAUGUAAUGGAGAUACCACAUCCUGGAUGGCAGUGUUUCUUGAACUUUAACCUCAUAGGCUAGCCACGCUUCAACACUCAAAGGCCUCUGGGCCACCUCCUUGGGUAAGGAGCCCCAUCUAUGUCCUCUUCAUGUACAUGGCUGUUUCUGAAAGUUUGAAUUGUUCUUUUUCUAACUUUGGAAGUUCUAGAAAAAGAAUUAACCAGUUGAUCUACCUGUACCAUCUUUCUACCCUAUGCCUUCGAUACCGUUCAGCUCUGCUUUUUCAUGUUCCUAAAGACCAGAGGCAGGGUUUCUUUCAAAGAUAUUGUAGCUCAUUUUCCCUUUCAAUUCUCAAAGCCACACAUUUGGUUACUUUUUUUUUUUUCCUGCAGUGAAACUACUAAAGGCCUAGUGUCCAUUUAAUAGCCUGCCAGCUAGGCAGGGGGACCACCCUGUGAUCCCACCGCUCAGAUAACUUCUAGUCUUAAAAAUCUUCCAGAAUUAUAAACCAAUUUAUAUGCCAAGAAUGGUUUUCUUUUAUCCAGUUCAAUAACAGAGCCCACCACAAAUAACAUUUUAGGUAAGCUUCUAGAGGAGUGUGUCUAAUGAGCAUCUUGUUUAUUUCAGUCAGUGGAUUCCUUAUCUAGAAAGCAAGUGAGCCAGUAUCUAGAACAGAGUUCCCCAAGGGGCCCAUCGCUGAGGAACCAGCUUGCACGUUUUUGUUAUUUUUUUUUCCUGGGGGGUGUCACCCUCAGCUGUGUCUAGCAGUUUUGUACCGCAGUUGAUGAGUGGCUGGGCCUUGCGAGUAGCUCACUAGAGUGAGUCAACGUUGGGUUUCAUUUUCUACCCUGGAUGUACUUGAAAAAAUGUUUGCCUAUGAGAGGCCAAAACCAACAGGGAAAAAUAACUUCAAAACUUUUGCCACAUUGUUUGAAAAAUUGUAGAAAAGGCUAGCCAAGAGACAGGCCUAAGUGUUGUUUGGAAGGUGUCUGUUUUGCAGGGCAGGGCCCUGCCUGCCUGACACCAUCACAUGGACUGACAUAGAGAGCCCAGAUCCUGGCGCUGUCAGAUCUUCUGUCAUGACCCACCAGCAGAACUGGAGUUCAGAUGAGGCGCAAAUAAAUUCUGGUUUUCAAUGGACUGCCCCUAACUUAGGGCAGGACAGGAAGGGGAGAGGCAAGGAGCUGGGGAGCUACGGCCUCACAACUCUGAAACUACCUGUGAGCAGGAAAGAAGUGGCUUCUAGUUGUCUGGGCUCCCCAAUCCCGCCGCCCCCCCCCAAGUCUAGACCUGGGAACCCAUACAGGCCUUGGGCUUUUGCUCACAAGCUGUUUUUCCUAGUGCUUAUUCCCCGCAGAGGCUGACCUGAGUUACACAGUUGUCUCCCCUGCAGUGUCCUGGAGCAGGCCACAGUUCUCCAGUUCUCCUGCUGCUGGUCUGGGGUCUGAAGGGUGUCCACUCACGACUAGCACUUGACGCAGGAAAGAUGGUGGCUUCCAUCCUGUCUGAAACUCUUAAGGUUUCUUUAGAAAGAGCUCUAGUUGACACCUCCCUUCUGGUCACAUUUCUUGCAAAAACAGCCUCUGAGGACCAAGGGAAACUUGAGGUGUCCCGGCCUGCUGGGGUGCUGAGGGCAGUCUGAGCAUGUCUCCACAGAUGCUCCAUUAAGUUGGAAGAUAAUUUUUUAAGAGUUCUUCAGACACAUUUUUGUAUAUACGAAGGUUCUAUUUAAAGCUUUUCUAUGUUCUGGGCAAGCUUACUGCCCCUUCAACUUGAGCACUUUGGUUUUUGUAUUGUCUUGUGAUGGCAUUGCUUGAAAAAACUUUACUAGUACUUUGAUGACUUGUAUUUUUCUUGGUAAUGAAUUCCAACAAACCUUAUAUCAAAUGUUGUUGUCUUCUGCAAAAUACAAGCUCCUUUUUAAACCAAA
Messenger RNA from Perognathus longimembris pacificus (Pacific pocket mouse), 2591 nucleotides. RefSeq names its product yippee like 1 (gene Ypel1). NCBI's taxonomy places the organism in Eukaryota, Metazoa, Chordata, Mammalia, Rodentia, Heteromyidae. The record is from RefSeq and is a predicted model, not a curated record. The transcript is spliced from 5 exons. Bases 110 to 628 code for a protein of 172 amino acids.